AUUAACCUUUAGCCUCUGGUUGGCGCCAGGAAUAGCACCAUCUCUCGCAGUCACCCACUCACUGGUACUCCAUAUAAUGGCGCGCAAUCAAAGAAUCCAUUAAGCUAGGACAGGAAAAAUCACACUAAGCUAGCUUAGCUACGAUAUGCCACCCCACGCCGGCUCUACGCCGCGCUUCGGCUGCGGCCGCGGAGAGCAGCAGAGCACGCGGCAGGUCUAUCAGGCUCCGGCGCCGGCCGCCGCCGGAUUCGGGCAGAAGCAGGGGUGCGGGCGGCGCGCGGCGGGGCUCGUCGGCGGCGGGAUCGCGGCCGCCUUCUUCGCGUCGCUGGAGCGGUGCGCCUGCGUCGACCUCCGCACCACCGGCGACGACUGCGACUGCGACUGCGAGGCUGCCGCCGCGCCGCUGCUGACGAAGACUCUCGACGACGGCGCAGCCCGUGCUGCCACCGCGAAGACGAAGAGCAGCACCAAGAGAUCUACUUCCGCCGCCGGCGCCCGGAAGGGCAGGAGGGGCGGCUUUGUUGGGUGCUGCGAUAACCUGCGUUAAUCAACUUCAGCUUGGCUGGUUUAUUGCCCUGGCUAAUUUCCUGUUUCAUGGACGUCUGUUCUUCAUUGUGCUUAUUGUAUGGCUCCAUCUUUCACUUGAGCUUGGCAGCUGGUUUACUACUUCCUACUAGCUCCUCUGUUCAUCGUUUGGAUAAUUAAUCAAGCGGCACGCGAUCGACCACCUGUAAAACCAGUUUUCCUCAAUGCUCUGCCCAUCUCUGAUCUCUGUGUUUGUUUCAUCAAAUUGAGAUUUCCUUGAUGUUUCUCA
This is a messenger RNA of Brachypodium distachyon (stiff brome), 814 nucleotides long. RefSeq lists its product as uncharacterized. The transcript has a single exon. NCBI's taxonomy places the organism in Eukaryota, Viridiplantae, Streptophyta, Magnoliopsida, Poales, Poaceae. The coding region runs from base 146 to 547 and encodes 133 amino acids. The record is from RefSeq and is a predicted model, not a curated record.